This is a messenger RNA of Symbiodinium natans, 756 nucleotides long. The record is from the annotation of a GenBank genome assembly. Lineage: Eukaryota; Dinophyceae; Suessiales; Symbiodiniaceae.
AUGUCAAGCAGAAUCCUGGGUCGCCGGCAAGAUUUCACUGACGGCUUUGGGCUUUGUUCUCCUGGGCGUUGGCCUCCGAACCGUCGACGCUGUGCUGCUGACACUCCUGCACUCGCGCUGGCCGAACACAUGGGGGCAGGUUUGCUGGAUUUUCUGCGGAGCCGACUUGAUCUACACACCUUGGUUGCGAAGUUUGCUGACGGUAAAAUCGCCUCGUGUCCAUUCAGUGAUGAGUUGGUAGCUGAGGGGCGUGAGCUAGUCUUCAGCAUGUUGGAAAGCGCCGGUGCGGCGCUCCCUGUGCGAGAAAAGUCACAAGGGCAGCCUUUUUAUCUCGCUGCCUUGGAAGAAAUCUUGAGGGUUUCUGGAGAUCCAGACUAUCGGGCCUUCUUCUCAUCCAGUGUGUCUUUUGCGAAAGGUGUGAGGUUGGGUCAUGCGUCCAAGCUUCCACGAGUGCCCGCCGUUUUCGAGAAGAAAACCAAGUGGAGGCGAUACGAGGAUGAAGCAGAAGGCCAGAUCUUGCGUGAAAAUUGCAUCUCUGCGAAACAGCACGCUGACGUGGUGCAACAGCAGUUCCUUGCUGCAGUUAAACUCGGUGCCAUGGACGAGAUGUCCUUGAAAUCUGCCAGAGAUAAGUUUGGUGGAGAUCCAGCAGUUGCCUCGCUGGGCGCUAUUGAGAAAAAGGACGGCAGCCACCGCGUUGUGCAUGAUGGAACGCACGGUGUAGGAGUGAAUGCACGUGUCAAGUUUAGGGUUUAG